GCAUCGGGAAGGCAGUCAGGUGACAUCGGGCGGUGAUGGCGGCGGCGGGCUGGUUACUGGGGCUUGCCCUGGGUUCGGCGCUGAGCGGCGGUCGGGGUACCGACCAGGUCCCGGUGUUGGCAUGGUCCACAGACGGCUCCCUGUGGCACUCCCAGGCUGCUCCUAACGAAGGCCACAUUGUCUCCGAGCAGCAGCUGGUGUCGUACCUGAGACCGGCCCUGGGGAUGGGCCCCAAGACUAUCAUACUCUUUCUUCAGGAAAAGCUUAGCGUUGACGAUUUCACCGUAUAUGGAGGAGUCUACGGAAACAAACAGGACAGCGCGUUUCACCGCCUGCAGGUGGCCCUGGAAUCCUCACCCUCCUCCCUCAUUCUGCCUUCAGUGGACUGGCAUGCCACCAGCUCCCUGCUGCCUCUCCUGCAGGCCACUGUAGGGGCUGGUCCACUCUACGUGGACCCACUGACCAUCCGCGAUCUCCGGCUCAACGCCAGUGUCCCCUCUUUGCUUGCUGUUCGCCUCCCCUACAGCUCUGGCUCCAUUUUGAUACGUCCAAAGGAGGCCCUCGCUGCCAACGACGACAUUGUGGGGAAGGUGCUGGACAUCCUGAAGGAGGACGGGGUCCCGUUCACUGCCAUCCUCACCGCCUCCAGGCCCUCCCGGGUUGUCCAGGCUGUGCUGCCUGCCCCUCCAGCGCCCAGCCGCCACCUGCUGGGGCUGCAGGACGAGGGUGAGCGGGCUCACGCCCCGCUGGCCUUCAACCAGAGCGGGGCCCCCUGCAUCCUGCUGUGGGCGUCUCAGCUGUGGCUGUCCCGGGGUGAGCAGCAGGUCAACCUCACCAACCGCACGUUCGGGAGCACUGCCACGGUCUCCGUGCAACGCUCCGCCUGCGCCAACCACAGCGCCGAACUCGUCCUCGAGUACAGCAACGUGGAAAAGCUCGGGGCAGUGAAGAUCACCUUUAAAAUGAGCAACCAGUCAUACAGGGUGUCAGCCAAGCCCUGGUUUACCCUGGACCAGGUGGAAGUCUCCUCCGACAAGGACGCUGUCACAUUCAACGUCACUGAUGUCUAUGCUCCAGCCGCCUACUCCUACCGUUGCGGCUACGUCUCCAACGAUCCGGCCUCCAGCUCCGUCCUCCGCACCACCGCCACCUCCCAGCCUUGGAGGCUUCAGAUCUACGAUUUCCAGAUCCAGGCAUUUGGGGUGAAGGGCCUACGAUUCUCCUACGCCAGUGACUGCUCUGGUUUCUUUACGCCGGCCGUCUGGAUGGGUCUCCUCACGAGCCUUCUGAUGGUUUCUAUCUUGACAUACGGCCUACACAUGGUGACCAGCCUCAAGACCAUGGACCGCUUUGAUGACCCUAAGGGCCCCUCCAUCUCUGUGCCCCAGACUGAGUGACCACCCCCUUUCUUACAAGUAACAAAUCUCUCUGCCCCUUGCUGCCCAUCCUUUAGCCCUUCACCUUCCACUGAAAUUUCCCACAUGAUCCAGAGCAAGGAUUGAUUAUCGGAGUGUCUGCUCUGCUUCCAAUGUUCACACUCCCAUUCGCUUGGGCUAGGAUGUCGAGCUGGCAGAACAUGGGGACAUCGGAGCAGUUCGUGACAAUCCUCUCUCCCAAUUCAACUCCUCAUGACAUCCCAAUGUUAAGUGAUUUCCCCCUGGACGUGCACUGGAUUUUGCUCCUAUUUAACUGUGGUAUUAUUUAAUGGAUGUAUAUAAUUAUUUUGGUAAAACAUGAGUGUUUUGAUCAGCCCCCAACUGUUUCUGCGAAGGGAGUGUGUGAUGGAUAAAAGCCACACCAACUCCCCUGUCACCUGUUACACGUCGAGUGUCUCUCUGAUCAACCAAGCUUGUAUUGUUGAUAAUGUGCUUAAAUGUGAAUUUAUUCUGAUUUUGAAACUUCGUGUGAAUCAAUAAACGUGAAUGAACCAUU
Mobula hypostoma (lesser devil ray) is the source of this 1932-nucleotide messenger RNA. It is a transcript of the gene atp6ap1a, whose product is annotated as ATPase H+ transporting accessory protein 1a. The transcript has 10 exons. The coding region runs from base 36 to 1397 and encodes 453 amino acids. The record is from RefSeq and is a predicted model, not a curated record. NCBI's taxonomy places the organism in Eukaryota, Metazoa, Chordata, Chondrichthyes, Myliobatiformes, Myliobatidae.